GAGAAAAGCCUUCGACAGGACCGAAUUAGCCACAUGAUAAAAAGCUAUGAUAUUAAGCCGGGAGCGCUUUUGUUCAGAAAUUAUAGUUGCAAGUGCAGUUAGAAUAUCCUAUGUUAAUAUCAAGGCAACCAAUCCGAAUCGACUAACAUCGUCAUCAAGGCAACCGUCAAAGAGUGAAAGUGUCAAAUAUGGGUGUCGUUGACGGAUUCCGAGGGGGCUUGAUUGCCGGCACGACCGCAGCAUCUGGGAGCACGAUGAAGUUAAGGAUUAAUACUGUGGAUCUCGACUACCAGUUGAGUCAGCUAUUGUGAUGUAAAUAGCUUGAAGUGAGCAAGUCUCCACCUUGAAGGGAAGGUGGCCGUGCGUUGUAUGUGAAUACUUGAUGUUGAGGUCAUUCAUUGGGGCUAUUUCGUGCUAUCGUCUAAGUCUAACCUCCCCCGACAAAAUGGAGCAACCUUGCGACACAAGGAGCGACUCCCUCUAUCCAGUGGCGGUGCUCAUCGACGAGCUUCGAUCGGAUCUGCUACAACCUAGGUUGAAAGCAGUGCAGAGUCUGCGGACUAUAGCAGUAGCCUUAGGCCCAGAGCGGACGAGGGAGGAACUAGUGCCUUUCUUAGCCGCAGAAAUAGCAGUCGACGAUGAGGAUGAUGUAUUGAUUUAUGUUGUCAGUGAUGGGGAAGUUCUUCAUUCAUAUACAUAGGAAAAGGGCAACUCUUCUUUACUAGACAGGAGGGAUGAUAGAAGGAACUGAUCUUGAGCAUGUGGUCUCUCUCUAAUUGAUAGCUUUGUCGAGUGAGAUAGCGAAUUUGCUUCCGGAAAUAGGGGGCUGCAGCUAUGCUUAUGCCCUUUUGCCAGCGUUGGAGGAGCUGGCGAACAAGGAGGAACCCCUGGUCCGCAGUGCCGCAACGCAUGCUCUCAAGCAGAUAGCGGAAGCCAUGCCUCUAGACAUAUUACUAGGCGAGAUGAGUGCUUUAGUGCACAGGUUGGCAAGCCACGACUGGUUCACAAAUCGGAUUGCGGCAUUGGGAUUGUUACCGACGAUGAUCAGAAAAACAGCAGACAGUGGAGCGAGCUCUCUUAUGGCAGUUUUUGAAUAACCGCCAUUGCUGACUGCGAUAGAAGUAGUUGGGCUAACCGACGCUUUCUCUUCUCACUCUAACCUCGAUCUGAACAGUUCCGACAAUUUCCUAUCUGCCUAUUGCCGACUAGUGAAAGACGACACGCCUAUGGUACGGCGGGCAGCUGCGAAUGCAUUGCCACAAAUAGCAGAGGCGAUUCAGUUCACGUCAAACGAGCCACUAAGAGCGAGACGGAAACAGACGUACUUUAUAGUUUGGGACUCCUCAUGAUCCAGACCUGUAGUUGGUUCUACACGAUCUCGCUCUUCCACCCAUAUCACAUAAUAUAUCGAACACCUACUUCGCUUAACAGGGUAGGCGAGCUUCUAGGACUGCUGGCAGAGGAUAAUCAGGACUCGGUGCGCGUCUUGUCGAUAGGUUACGGCGCCGCACAUGGGGCACACUUGUUACAAUCUAAGUUGGUUACAGCCUAAGUCUAAGACAAGUAAUUCGAGACAGAACAAGUGCCUUGUAUGAAGUAGAAAGCCACUCUCGACCACUGACUCAGUCGCGCGCGACCUCUAACCCAGCAAUCUCCUUGCAGUGCACCAGAGUCUCUCUUCGUCGUCAGAGUUUGAGCCCAGCCUGCUGUUGAAGUGUGUGCAGGACCAGAGUUGGCGUGUCCGCUACAUGGCAGCGGAGAACUGCGCAGAAGUCUGUGCGGCACUGGGGAAGGAGAGGUUUCAGACUCAGUUCUUGAAGCAGGUUUAUGUGGUAUGGCAACGAUAUCAUUAUUAUAAAGGUUCGCAGUAGAUAUAAAAUAGCUAGGGUCCUACUCUCUGGCUGUGGGUUUAUUUGGUAAACCGGUACCACAUAGCGAAUAUACCUGUGCACACAACCAGCGAGCUGAGCCCUCACCUUGGUGGCACUUUUCAGCUUUACUGUUAGAGUUCUUGCAAAUGUUGACGGUUGUGUAUUUGUCUUGCUCUUAGGGAGUCCUAGGCACAGAAGAAAAGGAAAACAUACUGAGCGUGAGCGAAUUGGUGUGGCCUCCAUCUAACCCCUCCUCUACUGGGAGACCAAGAGCCGGACGUCAAAGCGCUGGCGGUAAGAAAGCUUCCUGAAGUAGCGAAAGUGCUAGUGCAUUUCGGAAACAGUACACCAAUAAGACGACAAGGAGAAGAUGCGAAGAAGUUAUGAUGAGUGAUUAGUUGUAGAGGUGUGCGUAGUAGUUGAUAGUGUGAGCACUGCUCGCCCAUCAAAAGAGUGAGUUUUUGGUACAUAUAAGUAUCUCCGCUUUAGAAAUAACUUGGAAUGAGGCCUCCUAAAACGCACUACGCAGCACCACGACGUCAUCUCUAACUCCACUGGAAGAGCCCGACUUAUCGAAUGUCACCGAGACCAGUCGAGCCUUGCAGCGGGAGCUUCUAGAUUCAAUAAAAGAACUCUUUCUAGAACAAAUGGUGAAGCCAGAAGCGCCCCUGACGGUCCGCGUAGCAGUUGCUGGAAGUGUUUUGGCCACAGCUCCUGUAGUAGGAGAGCAGUUGACGGUGGACCCACUGGUGAAGUUAUGUCAUUUGUGCCCGUUCGUGCACGUGAAACUGCAUCAAGGGACUCUUUGUUGUUCUUGUCGUAUCGACAUUUAAUCUAGAACUUUUUUCAAGGUUUCCCAUGAAAUUAAGAGGCAUCCACCCGCCUAACCCUUCUGGAAUUAUGAAGAUCGUCCUCAUCUAAUCUGACUCUUUCUAGAGCUGAUCCGGGAUGAAGCCAGCGAAGUGAGGUUGACUCUUAUCGCGUCGUUGCCUGACCUAGCGAAGGUCAUCAAAGUGACGGCGUUGAAGGAUGUACUAUUGUUCUUUUCUAGUUGGGGAAUGAGAUUGCCUCUUCACUCGGAUAAAAGUUAUUUCCUCACAACACAAACAGGAAUACUUUUACUUAUUCACGCGCACCAAGAUGGCGCGCAUCUCUUCCCCUUUCAACCCCACAGAACCUCCUCCCCGCGUUGAAGAAGCUUGCAGCGGAUAGACAAUGGCGUGUCCGACUAGCGGUUCUAGAGAGCACGACAACUCUAGCAGGUGUUUUGCGAUUAGUGGAUGACUUUCCUGUGUGGACUUUCAAUGACUGGCUCGCGGAUCCAGUGUAUCUAGUACGCGAAGCAGCCAGCGAGAGCAUAGCGAAGCUGACGGAACUAUUGGGCGUCUCGUGGGCAGAAGAGCACGCAGUGCCGCAGAUCGAAGCUACACUAGUUGACAACAGUAACUAUCUACUGCGAGUAACCGCAAUUACUGCACUCGCGAGGAUAAGCGACAAAUUGCAGCAGGGGGCGACCAAGGUGCUUUUAGCUGUAAGAGAGUCAUUAGGAUUAGGAAAAUCUUAGCACUUGUACUGAGAAUGUACGAUCACCCCAAUCUAUGCAAAAGUUAGAAGAACGCAUCUUCUUCAUAUCAGGACCGCCUCCUCGAACGAAUAUUCGCAAUGGGCGGCGACACAGUCCCCAACGUCCGGUUUAACGUAGCCAAAGUGCUACCUAGUAUCAUAUCUGGCGAUAAUAGCAGUGCGUCAGUGAAUGACGCGAGGACACUUCUGCAAAGACUGGCGCAAGAUACUGAUCCAGACGUUAAGGACUUCGCUCAGAAAAGUUUGAAGGGGUGACGAAGAUUAGUGAGGAUUCAGUUAAUUUUUCUUCAAAAUCCACAUUAUUCACUCAGUUUUUAUUCAUCAUUUUUGUAACACUAGCACUAUUUGUUUUCUUAGCUUGAUAGUAUGCACUUACUUUACCCAAGAGCCCUUGUUUUUCUGCUUCAAACGCUCAACUUUUUUCGCUAACCACGACUAAAAAACUGAAACUACGUCUAUCUAAUUUGAUCAGGAGAUGAGAACUAUAAUGAUGUGAAGGUAUUUCAAUGUCUAAAUAAUGUUUUUUUUUCUAGAAUGAGAUGUAAUAAAGAUGCAAAAAAUAGAGGAGAAUAGACAGAGAACAUCUUUAGAAGCACUGGACAAAGAAGAAACGCCUCUAGCUCUAUAAAUGAAAGAAAAGACAGUUCUCACUCACUGAA
Amoebophrya sp. A25 is the source of this 4114-nucleotide messenger RNA. NCBI's taxonomy places the organism in Eukaryota, Dinophyceae, Syndiniales, Amoebophryaceae. The record is from the annotation of a GenBank genome assembly.